AAAUAUAUGGGUUUCCGAGCAUGUGUUGUCUGUCUGUGGACUUUCAAUGCAAAGUAGGACAAUGAUUGGACUUGAAUAGCGAGACACACACAGAUGCUGCUGCAUCGGCAGCGAGGAUCUAUCUUUAACUCACCGAUGGCGGCCAUUUGGAGACCAACAAUUGAUUGAUAGCCACGUCAGGUUCUACACAUAAAAUUCAGGGAUUGCUGGGCGGCCUGUUCAUCUCAUCUUCUGCUGAAGCCAAGUAUCGACUUCGCUGUCAGUCUCGUCACCCACCACCACCACCGCCACCGCCACUCGUUUGCUACCGACUCUUCCACUCCCUAAAGGCGAAAAGAACUUUGUCAUCGCCUUCCUCGUCAACAAUAGCCGCUGCCUCCGCCCUGCUGGGAAAGAAGAUCCAAGCAUUAGCGUGCCCUUAAAGAGGUGGUGCUCAUAAUUUGCAAUUCAAGAGGCACCUUCGUCCUCCCCUGCCUCUCUGUUCUCUUCUCAGGUGACCCUUGUGUCUCUGUUUUCUUCUUUGACUGAAGCCCGUCAAACUUGUAUGCAUGCGGUGAGUUCCAGGAUCUAAGCCAACGAUGCUAUCUGGUCUAGCUCUUUCUGCUUGUGCUCCUCCUACCAGAACCGGUUCGGAAGUACUGAUACUGAUCGACUCAGCGCCGCCAACCUCGACGCGGAAGCCAAUUCUAUGAAGAUGGCGAUAAGCGUUCUCCAAGUUGCUAAUCGGUCGCAUCGCCGCUUGAUGAAUUCGCCUCCACAAACAAACACCACCGAUGGAGGGAGCCAAAAGAAAUCGAGUUCAUCCGCAAUGCCAAUCAUGGUGUCGAUUCUUGUAGUGGUCAUCGUCGGCGCUUUGAUCUACUGCAUAUAUUGCUGGAGGUGGAGAAGACGCAACGCUGUGAGAAGGGCUCAGAUCGAGAACCUAGGUCCCAUAUCAAGCUCAGACCUGUCCGUGAUCGAUCUUUCCACAAUAGAGGCAGCCACGGAUAACUUCUCCGAGGACAAGAAACUCGGUGAAGGUGGAUUCGGCCCUGUAUACAGAGCGGUGCUCCGUGGAGGACAGGAAGUUGCUGUUAAGAGGCUGUCGACGAAAUCCAGGCAAGGUAAUGUGGAGUUCAAGAAUGAGGUGCAGCUGAUUGCGAAACUCCAGCACCGGAAUCUUGUGAGAUUGUUGGGUUGCUGCGUGGAGAGGGAUGAGAAGCUUCUCAUCUAUGAAUACCUUCCCAAUAGGAGUCUCGACGCCUUCCUAUUUGAUCCGAGCAGGAGGUCUCAGUUGGACUGGCGGAGGCGAUACGUCAUCGUUGUGGGAGUGGCGAGGGGGCUUCUCUACCUCCACGAGGACUCCAUGCUCAGGGUCAUUCACAGGGACCUGAAAGCCAGCAAUGUUUUGCUGGACAACAGGAUGAACCCCAAGAUAUCGGACUUCGGCAUGGCAAAGAUCUUCGAGGGAGAAGACCACGAAGUCAACACGGGCAAAGUCGUGGGAACCUAUGGCUAUGUGGCUCCGGAGUCCGCGAUGCAAGGUACGUUCUCUGUGAAGUCCGACGUCUUCAGCUUUGGGGUUCUCCUGCUAGAGAUUCUGAGCGGGGAGAGGAACGGGGGAUCACACGUUCAGCGACAUGGCCAGACACUCCUCAGACAUGCAUGGGAGCUGUGGGACGAUGACAGAGCCUCGGAGUUCAUGGAUCCAUCGCUGGGAGACUGCUACCCUACGAACGAAGCAAGCCGCUGCUUCCACGUCGGGUUGCUGUGCGUGCAGGAGAACCCGGAAGACCGACCCACCAUCUCGUCGGUGCUGGUGAUGUUGAAGAGCGAACAGAUGCCGCUGCCGCCGCCGAAUGAGCCGCCAUCCUUCACGAGGCUGAGGACGACUCCCGACUCCCGCAAGUCCUCCGCUGCAAGAUCUGAUUCACCCACAACGCAUUCUCUGAAUCAGGUGACCGUCACGUCCAUCGAUCCACGGUAGCACCCGAUCCAUCGAUUCACGUGGGCGAACAUUUUGGCCGCAACUUUUGAGCGUCAUCGAAUCAGUUUGCAAGAGUAAACAACAUGUUCGAUUGCAUGUAAUAGAUAGAUACGCUGCACUUCGCAUUGGAUCUUAAAAGUGAUCUUUGACACUGCA
This is a messenger RNA of Musa acuminata AAA Group (dessert banana), 2122 nucleotides long. Its product is annotated as cysteine-rich receptor-like protein kinase 44. Gene Ontology annotation, molecular function: protein serine/threonine kinase activity; ATP binding. Bases 689 to 1966 code for a protein of 425 amino acids. The transcript has 7 exons. Gene Ontology annotation, biological process: protein phosphorylation. Gene Ontology annotation, cellular component: plasma membrane. The record is from RefSeq and is a predicted model, not a curated record. Lineage: Eukaryota; Viridiplantae; Streptophyta; Magnoliopsida; Zingiberales; Musaceae.